This is a messenger RNA of Thrips palmi, 1926 nucleotides long. Its product is annotated as DNA-binding protein D-ETS-6-like. Gene Ontology annotation, molecular function: sequence-specific DNA binding; DNA-binding transcription factor activity, RNA polymerase II-specific. The record is from RefSeq and is a predicted model, not a curated record. Gene Ontology annotation, biological process: regulation of transcription by RNA polymerase II; cell differentiation. Gene Ontology annotation, cellular component: nucleus. Lineage: Eukaryota; Metazoa; Arthropoda; Insecta; Thysanoptera; Thripidae.
AUGCUGGGCCUCCAGCACAUCCACGUGGACGCCGUGGACGUCGUGGACCUGCUGACGCCCCCCGAGACCCCCGAGGAGGCGACGCCGCCGCCGCUGCCGCCGUCUGUGUCGCUGGUCGUGACCCUGGUGGACGGCAAGCUCGACGGCAAGCCUGUUGGCCAUGGCAGCAUGUCGGCCGGCGACGGAGCUCACCCGUUCCAGGGCAUCAUCGACUACCUGCUGGCCGGCAGCGACCGGCACCGCGACGCCGACGCCUUGGAGGACGCCCUGGAGGACACCGCCUGGAUGUCGCCGCCGGGGCAGCUGUAUGACGUCGUGAACCCGGGGCUGUACGCCGGGCAGGACAUCACGCCCGUGACGUACAGUCCCUCGGAGCCGUCGGGGCGCACCUCAGUACAGAGUCAGGAGACUGAAUUCCCCAGCCCGGUGCAGGACUUCGCCAGUCCAGCCCAGGACUUCGCCAGCCCUGUCCCGGGCUUUGCCAGCCCGGACUUCGCAAGCCCCACUCAGGACUUCGCCAGUCCAGCUCAAGACUUCGCUAGCCCAACUCAGGACUUCGCCAGUCCUGCUCAAGACUUCGCGAGCCCCACUCAGGACUUCGCCAGUCCAGCUCAAGACUUUGCUGUCCAGGACUGCGUCGCAUUCGCCAGCCCCGCCUCGGCGCCAACGUCAGUACAAAGUUUGGAGACUGUGAGCUGCAGCCCCGCCCCCACCCCCAGCCCGGCCGGCAGCGUCACCCUCACGGAGCUGAGGACGAACCGGCGCCUCGCGCAAAGCCUGUCGGACCCGGGCUGCUCCACCGCGAGUGCGACAAUCAGUGAUCAAGUCUGUGAUAGAAAAACGAAGAGGAGGAGCAAAGGAUCUCAGCCGGCGGCGCAGAGGACAGGAGCCAAAGCCGCCGUCAGGUCCAGUGAUAAGGACAAGGACAGUGAUAGUGAAGACGACCCUGCCAGCGAGGAGGACGCCUCCCUGCCCUCCGACCCGCAGACAUGGACGUCGACGCACGUGGCCACGUGGCUGCGCUGGUGCGCCAAGGAGUUCCACCUGCCGCCGCUGGACGCGGACAAGUUCCCCUCCACCGGCGCCGAGCUGCUGGACCUGGACGGGCCCGGGUUCGAGUCCCGGUCGGGGUCGUCGCGGGCCGCGCGCCUGCUGCGCUCGCACCUCGCACACACGCUGUUCCAGGCCACCGGCAGAGCGACGUCGCCAUUGGAGGACGACGUGGCCGCGCUCAGCGAAGACCCGUACCAGCUGCUGAACGCGGCCUCCUCCCGGUUGGUGGCCCAGGGCUCGGGGCAGAUCCAGUUGUGGCAGUUCCUCCUCGAGCUGCUCGCCGAUUCGUCCAACGCGCCGCUCAUCUGCUGGGAGGGGACCAAUGGCGAGUUCAAGCUGGGCGACCCGGACGAGGUGGCGCGCCGCUGGGAGCGGAAGAGCAAGCCCAAUAUGAACUACGACAAGCUGAGCCGCGCCCUCAGGUACUACUACGACAAGAACAUCAUGACCAAGGUCCACGGCAAGCGCUACGCCUACAAGUUCGACUUCCAUGGACUCAUGCUCGCGUGCCAGGCGCAGGCCCAGGGGGGCGCGGGGGCGGCGGGGGGCGGCCUGGGGGGCGGUCUUGGGGGGCCUGCCCUCGGCUCCAGCCACCUCGGCACCACCACUCUCGGUGGCAGCCCCCUCAGCGCCUACCCCUCCAAGUACCAGCACCACCCCGGCGACCUGGGCUCCGCCCUGUACCCGCACAAGCUGCAGAGCUCCAGGAUCUCCCCCGGGCAGCCCGCCACGCCCCACCCCCAGACCCACCUCCACCCGAACAAGGGAUUUAUUGCAAUGUUUUUUCAAUUAAACUUAAACUUGUUGUCCUGUCAAUACAAGAUCAUUGAUCGUUAUUGGAAGUGGCAACCCACUUUUCCUACUGUAUCAUAA